GUUUCAGAGCAGUUGAGGUUGUGCCCCUUUGACGACAGUGUGAAUGCUCCAUCUGCAAAGACCUAAAAUACAGCACAAAUCACAUGAGCCAAAGCUUUUAGAGUUAUUACAGUCUGAGCUCCUGCAGGAUUUUGGUCUGAGUGAUAUUCAUUGGGAAGCCUUUUGUCUCUUGAUGGCCUUUAGCUGCCGCUGGCUAUACAAGCAGUUCUGACUCUCUUUCUCCCUGCCGCCCGACUCCAGCGCACUUCUUUAUGACUAACUCAUUACAGCAGCAUCAAAGUUUAAUGACAAAAUAGCCCAGUGCUCAUGAAACCUCUCAGUUGCCUCUCAGGGGUUGCAUUGUUUAAGUUAACACCGUUAUGAGACAGGAAGGAAGGAAGGAAUAAGGACGCGGCCUACUGCUAAUGUCAUGCAAAUAUGACAAAAAGUAUGUUGCAUGUGCUUUGUUGUGAUGGAAAUAGUGAGGGAAACAACAAGGCAGAGAAACAAUUACCUCAAGAAAUGGCAGCGUCCCCUGAGCAGAGAUUACACUGGUGAGCAUCACUCUUAAUUAGGUAGAUCUUUAGUUAAUGCCUUACUUUGUUCCCUGCUGCACCUUUUCUCUCAUCACAUCUCUGUAUUCCCACGUCUCAGCGAACACCAUUCUCCUCUCCAGUGUUCAGAUUGCUUUCUGAGUACGGACAGCAAUUUUGAGGCUCUCAGAGACCACUCGAACAUGGAUGUGUGAUGCUACGUAUCAGUUUAUUUCUGAGAUGGAACUUGAACCAGGACAGCAUGUUAUUGUGAAAUAGGAGAGACAUGACAGUAGGCCAGGGUGUGAUAUGUAAGCAUACUCUCCUAACACAAGACAAUGCUACAAGUGAUUUUUUUUUUACCUUUUAACUGUACAUCAGAACAAACUAACACUCUGAAUAUAAUCUCCCUUUUAGCUCUGACCUUUCCUGCCUCACAACAAAGCUCAUCUGACUAAUGGAAAAGGACUUUUCCGUUCCAGUCAAGAGGGACUUUACCUUCAUGUCGCUGUGCUGUAAAUGAUGCCCUCCUUUCUGCUUUUCUGACCUGCCCAGUUUGCAUUUGUCUUUGCUGCUCUAGCAAGCAAAAGCUGUUGUUCCGGCAAAUCAGAUGACCCGUGCGAUCUGAAAGCAGAGUGCAGCCCCACCAUGGACAACAGUAUAACAGCAAAGGAGAGAGGCAUCCUGGAGGAGAAUAAUGAGAAAGAGGAGAUGGACCAGGAGAGAGCUCAGGAGGAUGAGGAGGAGGGGGAAGAGAAGAAGCUGAAGGAGGAGGAAGGCGAAGGGGAGGAGAAGAUGAGGAAGGAGCAGGAGCCGCUCACGGAGGAGCAGGAGCUGGAGGAGCUGAAGGCCCAGGUGCUGCAGCUGCUGCUGGAGCUGGAUGACGCCAGAGAGACCUCCAACAAACACCAGGAGAGCUGCCAUGAGCUGCAAGGUCUGUUGGAGGACGAGCGUCUGGCCAGUGCUCAUCAGGCUGAAGCCUUCACACGCCAGAUUCAGAAUCUACAAGCACAGCUACGUUCUGUGCAGGAGGAGAUGGACAGCCUGGAGGAGGAGAAGGAGAGCGAGCUGACCGAGGCCCAAGAGGAGCUGCGUCUGGCUCAGGAGGAGGUGCUCCUGCUCCAACAGGCUGCAGAGGAGGCGGCAGCAGAGAGGGAGAACGACAUCGCCUCGCUGCAGGAGGAGCUGUGUCGCAGGCGGGCCGAGCUGCAGCGUCUCAGCGAGGAGACCCAGGAGUACGAGCUGGAGAUCACCACACUGAGAGCUGAGAUCAGCAUGAAGAGCCAGCGCAGGGAGGCCGAGAGGAGAGAGGGUGACGUGGACCUGCUGAAGGAGGAGUGCCGUAUGCUGAAGGAGGAGUGUCAAGCCCUGAAGGAGGACAACAGACGUCUCACUGAGAGGCUGCAGCUGCUGCAGCGGCAGAGGACAUGCUCCAGCGUCUAUCUGUCACUGAAGGAGGAGGACGCAGGAGAGGGCACGGAGGGGAAGGAGAUGGAGAGUGGCCCUGAUGAGGUCAUGACAGAGAGCUACAUGACCAUGGCCCAGUCCGAGAACUGUCGCCUGGUGGACGCCUCCAUCCAAAAGAAUAUUUCAUUUGAUGGGAAGCCCUUGACACCAACCGGCUGGAACGGCGGCAUUGGGGAAAUCUUCUCCUUGAGGGACCAACUCAAGCAGGCAGAGGAGAAGGCCUCACAGGUUCAGCGAGAGUGUGACGGUCUGAAGAUGGAGCUGCAGGAGCUGCAGGUACUUUAUGACAGCAGUCAGAAGGAGAGAGCCGAGCUGGAGGAGGAGCUGCAGCGCUGCAAGGCAGAGCUGGAGAAGCUGUCAGGGGGGGCUCAGAGAUUCAUCCAUCCGUCUGAGCACCCUGUUCUCUCCAUCCCCUUCAUAGGAAUGAUUGUAAUAGUGGCUGUGGUCUGGUGCUGGUUGUCGGAGUUGGCGUCCCAGAGGGCAAGGGGAGUGAAGUAGGUUGGAGCUCCAUUUUGACUAUCACUGCAGCCACGGCAGUGCUACUAAUGAUGACCAGCUUGUUGAGAGCUCUCGUCCGAUGUUGACUGGAUGGGCAACAACUGCACAGGGACAGACGUCUGCUCUCUCCUGCCAUGUCUAUAGACUGUACUGGAGUUCUCUAAAAUGUGAUAAAACUGACAACUGUGUAGUAGAAAAUAUAUGGAAAAAUUUGCUCUCUAAUGAGAAGGUACUACAUGGACACAGAGCGAGAAGGAUGCACGUGGUCUCUCCAGGAGACUGAAACCGGCUUUAACGACGAGUUGACCUGCAAAAGGUCCACAUGAGGACAUGAUCUCACUCCACUAAAUGUAUGCUAGUGCUGUGCCAUUCCUCCUUGAUGUCUGUGUUAUUUCUCUCUUCUCUAGCCAACCGUCUGACAAAAUGAAGGGUUGGAUUAUUAAUGUGCACCUGUGCAGCUUUUUUUCCUGUUUAUUUAACCAUUAUUUAUUUAUUUGUAGGCUUUAAUAAUUUUCAUAGUUGUCUUUGAUAAUAUUGAAGAACAUGAAGUUUAGACGUUUAAUGAACUGAAAAUCCCUAAAAUGUACACAUGCCCUUAAAGUACAACAGAAAGAGUAAUUUAUAUUUUUUUCACUGUUAACUAACGCUACACAUGGCAAAACUGAUUAAAACUGAUUAAAUGUCACAAAAUCUCCAUGUCAGCCUACCGUCACCAUCACAUCCUAUCCUGCCAAUGUAUUUCUGCCCCACAAAACUCAAUAUCAAACUGAGUAUGUUAUAACACGGAGAACCAGUAAGGCUAACUAAGCACCUGUCAAUGUAAGCUCGGCUGACUUUUAACCCAGUGUCACCUCCCGUGGCUGGGAUCAGCUCUACUUCACACUGUUUUUCACUUAUGUGCUCUGCUCCAGACUCUGUCACUUCCAUUUGCCUCACAACUGACUUGUGUCUGACUGAAAUCAGACAACUCUCACCUUUAAUUGCCAAUGAAGAAAUAUGCCUGAAAGCCAAUGCAGUAUAUCUGAUUCAUCUUAUCUGCUCACAGGUCAGUUUGGAAAUCUAAAACUCCUACACCCAAACCCUGAACUGUUACAUGUAGUCAGGUUCGCUGUAGUUUUGGGAUGUGCUCGUAAAGAUACUCAGCAAGUUUGGGAGUAAAUUCCAGGAUGUUUUCUAACAUCUCGACUCAGCAUUGAUUUCAAUGUGGAGAAAUACAUUUUUGUUUCCCUCUUCAACAAGAUUCAAAUGGCUUGGUUUUUCCAAGUGUAUUGGAGACACCUGGUCACACCUUGAUUAAAACACAGAUCCGACUGAAGUGAAAGGUCAUGGUUAGUUCUGGGGACAUUUUAGAAACUGAUAUGGUUCCAAAAUAUGUAAAUAGGAAGCUUUCAGAAAAAAAAUGUAGUUUGUUUAAGCAUCAGUUACAAUUGAUAUAUGUAUACGUGGAAGGACUCCGAUUAUUGUUUACACCCGAGUAACGUUUUUUUGUGAAAAUAUUUUAGGACUCAAAAGCAUGCUAGAAAACAUAUAGAAGCACAUUAUCUAAUUUAUGUUCAUUCUGUUACUUUGUAUUUCAUGUAAAUAGAUGCGACAUAUAGUACUAUGGGAGAGAUAUUUCUUAAAUCCAUUUGUAUUAGCUUUGUAGAAAGUUUAUUCUAUUUUGAAAGAGCAUCGUAUAUUUGAUAGCCAAAUUAUAUGCCGUGUACAUGUUUAUUUAUGGUGAUGUUGUCCAAAUAACUGCUAGCAUUGCUAAUCAUUUUCAGUACCUCUUUGUUCAAAGGUGGUGUAGUCAUUGCAUGCAUUUAGAUUUGCAUUUGACCUUAGUUGCCUGAAAGAGCAAUAUGACACCUGGUUUUACCAGUUUGCUAAAUUUCAAAAAUUUAUUGAAAUCUUUUCUUGUCAUUAAACAGGACUUUGAUAAGCAAUGCCUGAGCAAUGUUAUUUCUGCAUAUGAACAUACGUUAAGGUAAUAAUGUGCUGCUGGACUGCAAAUGUUGUCUCUGUUCAACAAAAAAAAAAAAGUUUGCAAUAGAAAUUAAACUCCCAUUGACUGCAAUGGUACAUGACGAAUGUUGUCUGAUUCAGAUUCAUUAUUUUUCAUUAUUUCUGAGCAUAUUUGAUUAACUUUGCCAUAGUUUCACAAGCUUCUAUAUUGCACAGUGUUUCUCAGCUUGUUGCUUUACAUAUUGAUAGCAUUGUUGUUUUCAAUAUAGUCGUGGCUAUUUUGUUACCUGGAAGUCUAUUUUGUACUGUAAAUGACUUGAUAAAGUAAAAUACCCAUGUUACA
This is a messenger RNA of Scatophagus argus, 4764 nucleotides long. RefSeq names its product coiled-coil domain-containing protein 136-like. Gene Ontology annotation, cellular component: acrosomal membrane. The transcript is spliced from 9 exons. Gene Ontology annotation, biological process: acrosome assembly; single fertilization. Bases 1161 to 2477 code for a protein of 438 amino acids. Lineage: Eukaryota; Metazoa; Chordata; Actinopteri; Scatophagidae. The record is from RefSeq and is a predicted model, not a curated record.